AUGCCCAUUCCUCCAGCGUACCACGAAUCCCUUCCUUAUGUUGACCAGGAACCGACUCCCGAAGCUCUGGCCGCAGCCCGUGACCUAAUCGCCGCCGAAGCAUCCUCUCAACCUCCCCUGCCGACUUCCAAUCCAGAACCCUCCUUCACGCCCGCCAUGAUAGCCGAGCUUGAGCGCGUCUCCAAAUCCACGCCCCUUGCACCGCUCGAUUUAAGCCGUUACGAGGCUCCUUCUCCCAGCGCCCCUCCAGCGACCGCCCUGCCCGCUGCCGCCAUCGCACAUAGCUACCUCUCCUCACGUCUCACAAACCUCGAGCUUCUAGAGAAGUGGGGAAAGAACGCUUGGCUCUUAGGGAACCAUGGGCUGGAGGCAGAGCUCCAGGCAUUGGAGCGUGAACUUGCUGCUGCUAAGCGUGAAAUCGAUAUCGUGAACCUAGAGAGGCAGAAGAGGCAGAACGCUGUAGGGGCUGAGAUCAAGACACUGGAUGAUACUUGGCGCACUGGCGUCGGUCGGGUGCUAGAAACUGAAGUUGCGGUUGAAGAACUUCGCAGGAAGAUUCGGGAGGAGCUCGCGCGGAGGGCCACAGACGGUCAGGAGCAGUAA
Fusarium tjaetaba is the source of this 603-nucleotide messenger RNA. RefSeq names its product BCAS2 family. Gene Ontology annotation, cellular component: Prp19 complex; catalytic step 2 spliceosome; precatalytic spliceosome. Lineage: Eukaryota; Fungi; Ascomycota; Sordariomycetes; Hypocreales; Nectriaceae. Gene Ontology annotation, biological process: mRNA processing. The transcript has 2 exons. The record is from RefSeq and is a predicted model, not a curated record. Bases 1 to 603 code for a protein of 200 amino acids.